This is a messenger RNA of Biomphalaria glabrata, 1753 nucleotides long. RefSeq names its product snurportin-1-like. The coding region runs from base 183 to 1289 and encodes 368 amino acids. Lineage: Eukaryota; Metazoa; Mollusca; Gastropoda; Planorbidae. Gene Ontology annotation, biological process: snRNA import into nucleus; protein import into nucleus. The record is from RefSeq and is a predicted model, not a curated record. Gene Ontology annotation, molecular function: protein binding; nuclear import signal receptor activity. The transcript has 10 exons. Gene Ontology annotation, cellular component: nucleus; cytoplasm.
CGUCCAUUUUUAAAUUGAAGCGCUGGUGGAUGAAAAUUGAUUUUCUAGCACAGAAGAUUCAAAAUUAGAUAUCUACACAGCGCACUUUACUUUUACACAGCUCUGACCUAGUCUAGAACCAAAACUCAGACUUAGUAAGAUAACAGUCUGUGAAUACUUACUGGUAACUAAAAAAAAUAAUAAUGGACGAUUUAACAGCAUCUUUAGCUGGAACUUUGGAUAUAAGCCAGGACCCCAAUAAAACCUCUGCACCUCAUCCAAGGUUUUGUCAAUACAAACAAAAGUCAUCUGGCUAUGAUCAGGAUUCAAGGCGUAAAAAGAUUUUGGAAAGUCAGAAAAAUAGAAGGUUUGAUUUCUUAAAUCUAGUUAGAAAUCUAACUGAUGAUUGUUGGGAUGAGGAUUCCAAAGAAGAAAAGGAGGAUGAAAAUUUAAUGGAGAUAGAUGUAGCUCUAAAAAAGCCUGGCCGGUUUUAUAAAGAUCAGUUGAUGUUAUCUGAAUGGCUAGUCGAAGUUCCAAAUGAUUUUGCCUCCGAAUGGAUUACUGUAUUGUGUCCAGUAGCUCGCCGCUGUUUAAUUGUUGCAUCAAGGGGAACAACAAAGGCCUACACUAAAAGCGGAUACUGUAUGAAUAGUUUUCCUUCACAUUUACCAGGAGGCUUCCACAAAAAUACUUGUAAAGGUAGCACCAUAUUAGACUGUUUGUACCAUGAGGCUAGUCAAACAUACUACAUUCUGGAUUUAAUGUGUUGGAAUGGACACACAGUCUAUGAUACAGAGACAGAAUUUCGCUUUUAUUGGUUGCAUGAGAAGUUAAGAGAGACUCCAGCACUGAUUGAAGUAUCCAGAACCAAUCCUUACAAGUUUAUUGGUUUGCCAGACUUCUGCAGUACUUCUGAGGACAUUUGUUCAGCAGUCACGUCUGCUCAAUUCCCAAUUGACGGCCUAUUGUUUUACCAUAAAAGAACUCAUUACACUUUUGGAAGUACCCCAUUAGUGGUGUGGCUGAAACCUUACAUGUUACAAGAAAUUUUGGGCAUUACUGUUCCAGAUCAUCAGAUGACUCACAUGCCUAAAGACUACAGUAACUAUGCUGACCACAUGAAAAAGGUCGAAGAAGACAAAAACAAGAUUCAACAAGAAAAGCAGAGCAAAAGAACUAAAACUCGUCGAGGCCAAAAGAAUAAGAUGUCCCUUGAAAUGGAGUUGGAACAAUCAGAUGUGACAAAUGGCACAUGUCCUGAGAGUUUAGAGGACAAUGCUUUAGUUUCUGAAACAAUUUGUGACACUUGAUUAAAAUAAUAUUGACUUCAAUAUGUAAAUGUAAUUUAAUUUAAUGUUUGUAUAAGACACAUUAUUAUUUAGUUAAGUUAUUCUUUAAAAUUAAGUAGUCAUCAAAAUUUAAAGUUCAGUUUUGAUACAUGGCUUUCCAUAAUUCCUGAAAAAUAUGUAGUGUUAAUUUAUUACAAUUUUGUUAUCUAGAUUUCUGAAAUGCACUUUUAUAUAAUAUUUUUUCAAAUUACUGUUGUUUUACACUCAUAUGAAUAGAAUUUUGUAAAACUGUAGUGUUACAAAUAAAUCUAUUUACAGUUAGUUAAUAAGAUCCUCUAACAAUUAUUUUAAAGAAUUAUGCUAUUGUGUUAUUGCAGUACCUAAUGGUAUAAGUUUGAUAUUUCUAUUACAAUGUUGCUGUUUUUUAACUUGUAUAUAAUUUGUACAUAAUAUUCUGAUAAAUAUUAAUAAAAUUUAUUUAUCAA